AUGAGCCAACCAGAUUCUCAAGUCAAGAAAGAAGUAACUGUUAAGAAUGAGAACACAAACAACACAUUAACCAAGAACGGAUCUCCGUCGCCAUCAAAAUCGGAGGAAUGGCAAACGAUACCUUUAAAGUCAUGCGGUCCCGAAGAAAUCGAGGAUGUUAGAAUCCACUUAAUGAAAUUUGCCACCAAACAAGAUGUGGACAUUGUGAAGGAUUUUGAAAAACCUGUGAGACUUCAUCGGAAGGAUCCCAGAAAUAUGCAAUUUCACCUUACUCGUCAGGAGUUAGAUCAACGAAGAAAGGAGAAGGAGGAAGCCGAUAAAGAAAGACUUCAACGUGAAGCUGAGGGGGAUUUAGAAGCAUCGAGCUCGGCUCAGGGUGCAGCCCCAAAUACCACCACAGAAGAUACCAAGUUUAACAACAAGAGCCAGGCUGAUUUGUCACAAGUGGCUCCUGAUGGUGGCGCUCGAAAGAACAAGAAGAAACUAUUCAAACGAAAGACUAAGCAGAUCAAUCUAAUGGACGAAGCAAAGAGGAAAUUACGAUACGAAGAGCAUUAUCCUUGGGUAAUUGAAGAUUACACGGGGAAAAAUGUUUACGUCGGAAAUUAUGAGGCUGGGUCGACGGAACUGCAACACGUAUUGUUUGUUUUUGACAAGGAUGGCUUCAAAAUGAUACCUGCAGAAAAAGUUUAUAGGUUUACUCCUAGAAACAGAUAUGCCACGUUAACACUUGAGGAAGCUGAGGCCAAGAUGGAAAGAAACUCAAGUGUUCCCAGAUGGUUGAUGAAACAUAUGGAGAAUGACUCGAUUGCGGAAGGUUCACCUGAUCAAAGAUUUCGAAACAACUCGCCUUCAGCAAAUGGUAGAGUCAUCAGCAAUGGAGGUGCGCAGAACAGACGUAUGAGGACGGUAAUGGGAGGCGAUUCGCGAUCAGUUGAGGAAAGAGAUUCUGAUCAUGACGAUUUGGAUUUUGAGGAGGAGUUUGCCGACGACGAAGAAGCUCCUAUUAUGGAUGGAGAUGAAGAGGAGAAUAAAAUGUCGGAAAAGAAAAUAAAAAAGGACAUGUUGAAGGCUUCAGCAUUCAAUGCUGAAAAUGAAGACGAUGAGGAUUAUGAUCUAGAUGAUUUGUUUGAAACUGAAAAAUCAAGAAAAGUGGAUAAAGAAGGGAAAAAAUUGAGAAAAGUUUUGAACAAAAGGGAGGGAGGAAUUUACGACAGCGACGGGGACGACGAACAAGGAAUGUUGCCUUAUUUAUCCAAAUCGGAUUUGGAAAGUGAGGAAGAAAGCGACGAUGAAUCAAGGGUUAAAGUUAAAGAGGAGCCAACAGAAGACACUCUUAAAAAAGAUGCACAAAGAUCAAACGUGAGAUCGUUUGUGGUGUCUUUGAUAUCAGAUGGGUACGUUGUUUUAAAAGCCCCAAAGGAAUUUCUUUCGACUUUACCUCGAGGAGAGUGGAACCCAAAUGUCCCCAAACGCUCCACACCAGAACCGUCAUCUCCUAGAAAGAAAAUAAGGUUGGAGGAGAAUCUGUCACCAGUGACAGUGAAAAAGGAACCAUCACCAGCGGCCUCGUCUGUUCCAGGCUCACCGGUUGACACGAGUGCAUUGUCUGACCUACGUGAUGCAGGCCCAAACAAUUUGUUAGUCACUGUUGACGAUGUUUUAAAGAUUGUCAAAGACCAUCCAUUGACAACAAGGGAACUUUUGGGUGGUUUAAAGAGCAGAGUUAGUGCACAUCCAGAUAACAAACAGAGGAUAAUCGCUAUCGUAAAGCAGAAUUUGAAGUUGGUUGAUGGUAAAUUGGUGCUCAAAUCCUGA
This is a messenger RNA of Lodderomyces parapsilosis, 1818 nucleotides long. RefSeq names its product transcription factor IIF subunit (gene TFG1). The record is from RefSeq and is a predicted model, not a curated record. Gene Ontology annotation, cellular component: nucleus; transcription factor TFIIF complex. The transcript has a single exon. Gene Ontology annotation, biological process: transcription initiation at RNA polymerase II promoter; positive regulation of transcription elongation by RNA polymerase II. Lineage: Eukaryota; Fungi; Ascomycota; Pichiomycetes; Serinales; Debaryomycetaceae. Bases 1 to 1818 code for a protein of 605 amino acids. Gene Ontology annotation, molecular function: TFIIF-class transcription factor complex binding; DNA binding; RNA polymerase II general transcription initiation factor activity.